Messenger RNA from Elgaria multicarinata webbii, 10079 nucleotides. RefSeq names its product versican (gene VCAN). Gene Ontology annotation, biological process: glial cell differentiation; positive regulation of neuroblast proliferation; central nervous system development. Gene Ontology annotation, molecular function: calcium ion binding; hyaluronic acid binding. The transcript is spliced from 15 exons. Bases 396 to 9905 code for a protein of 3169 amino acids. NCBI's taxonomy places the organism in Eukaryota, Metazoa, Chordata, Lepidosauria, Squamata, Anguidae. The record is from RefSeq and is a predicted model, not a curated record. Gene Ontology annotation, cellular component: synapse; perineuronal net.
UUGGAGAGGCAGGGCAGGGCCGUGACGGUACCAAUGAUAUAAUAAUGAUGAGUGGUGGAGCCCGCAUUUGAACUUGCGGCAGGCAGAGCGGACGGGGGGCUUCUGGAUGCCUGGGGCUCCAGCCAGACUUCUUCGCAGCCUGCGGAUCAGGUGUUCACCACCGGAGGGGCGGGGGCGGGCGCGAGGAGGAGCAGGAGGAGGAAAAGAAGGCGAAGAAGAAGAAGACGACGACCUGAGCCCGGAGCAGCAUCUGAGCAAGGGACUUAGUUCCAUGAGGGCACCUCUGGAUUAACAGCACGCUGAGAUUUGGGCUCCUUUUCCCCCAACCUCUCUCCCUCCCUUCUCUGUUUUUGGUCCCUUGCAGUCUCUGCAAUAAACUGCUUUGAAAGGUCAAGAUGUUUAAAAAAAUCUUAUGGAUGUGUUGGACCUUAACCAUAGCAUAUGCACUCCGCAAAGUUAAAGUGGAAAAAAGCCCACCGGUGAAGGGCUCGCUUGCCGGAAGAGCCAUCCUCCCAUGUUCCUUUUCGACCUUGCCAACUCUGCCUCCUAGUUACUACAACACAGCUGAAUUUCUCCGGAUUAAGUGGUCCAAGAUUGAACAGGACAAAGGUGGAAAAGAUCUAAGAGAAACCACUGUUUUGGUGGCCCAAAACGGGAAUAUCAAGAUAGGGCAAGGCUAUAAAGGGAGAGUGUCAGUUCCAACUCACCCAGAAGGCGUUGGAGAUGCGUCGUUGACUAUGGUGAAAUUGCGGGCAAGUGAUGCCGGGGUUUACCGCUGUGAUGUCAUGUAUGGAAUUGAAGAUACCCAAGACAUUGUCUCACUGGCCGUUGAUGGUGUUGUGUUUCACUAUCGUGCAGCAUCCAGUAGGUACACCCUGAAUUUCAAGCAGGCUCAGGAUGCUUGUUUGGAGAAUGGUGCUGUAAUAGCGAAUCCUGAUCAGCUCAAAGCUGCAUAUGAAGAUGGAUUUGAGCAAUGUGAUGCUGGCUGGUUGUCAGACCAGACCGUUCGGUAUCCCAUCAGGCAACCUAGAGUUGGCUGCUAUGGAGACAUGAUGGGAAAGGAAGGAGUCAGAACCUAUGGCUAUCGUCUUGCCAAUGAAACCUAUGAUGCUUAUUGCUAUGUGGGAGGCUUAGACGGUGAUGUCUUCCAUGUAACUUCUCCCAACAAGCUAACCUUUGAAGAAGCCAAAAAUACAUGUGAGGCACAAGAUGCAGUUCUUGCUUCUGUCGGUGACCUACACGCUGCCUGGAGAAAUGGCUUUGACCAAUGUGACUAUGGCUGGCUGGCUGAUGGCAGUGUGCGUUAUCCGGUCUCUGUGGCAAGAAUCCAGUGUGGCGGAGGUUUACUUGGAGUGCGAACUCUGUAUCGCUACGAGAAUCAAACUUGCUUUCCUUUUCCAGACAGCAGAUUUGAUGCCUACUGCUUUCGACGUAAGGAGAAUAUAUCUGAAUCUACAUCUGUUGAACUGAAUAUAGCUUUGGAAAGUGGAACAGCUCAUUUAUUCACCAUUCUACCUCAGACUGUUACAGACUUUUCUGAUUUGUCAAAAGUGACAGAAUCAGAUACUGUGUUGGGUGACCUAGUAGUGGUCACUCCUACACAAGGUGUCUCUGGCCUCAGCAAGGACAUUUCUGAAAGUCAGACUGAACCAAUAGAGGUGGCACCAAUAAGAACUUCUGAAGAUACUUCACUGAGAAACAAUUUGAGUAAAAUUGUAGAAACAGAGACUUCUGUUACACUAACAAAGGAAGAAACACAUCUUGGCAUCAAGCCCACAAAAAAAUCAAUGGAAGCAAAAAGUGACAUAAAACUCACAACAGUUGUCAUUCCCAAAGUGCUGCUCACUGAUGAGAGGCCAGCAACCUCUAGCACCAUUCCAGAAUUAGAUGUAGUUAAAGUGCCAUUCGUAGAUGAGAAUGCUACAGCUACACCAGAUGUAAUAGUAACUUCAUUUGAAAGCAAAAGACUAUCAACUACAGGAUACACAAAGAGCUAUGAAACACCAGUGUUUACAGCAACGGACAGAACUAAGGUAGAAUACACUGAUUCAACAGAAUCAAAAGGGGGAAAAGUGCAUCCAGUGACAUCUUUAGAUGAAAGUAAAGAUACUACAAGAACGAUUCCAACAUACACGGCUUUAGAUCUAGAGAUGAUCUCAGUUUCUGAAGCGUCCCAGGUUGACAAGAGGACAACAUCCUUUACUUCUGAGUCAGGCUUUGUGGAGUUACCAAGGGUUACACCCACUGUCACAGAAGUGACUGAUGUAGUGGCAGUUGCUUUUACCAAAGCUGAAGGAGAUGAGCGUGAUGUAAUUGCACCUACACCAGAGAUACAACAAGAGAAGGUUGAAGGAACAGUAGAUCAGAAAUCUGAAUGGACUGUUGAAGGGAGUACUGCUGAGCAGCAACCAGACUUAGGAAUUCCCAGGCAAAUAACUACCAUUUUCCCAGCAAUUGACAUAGAAGACAUAGCAAGCACAAAAGCUAUUCUAUUUACAGAUGCAUCAAAGAUGGCAACUGAUAUUGCACCAUCAAAGAAAGAACCAGAUGUUUCCCUGGUUUCUCAAACCCCAGAAGAUAAAAUUCCUAAGGACAUGAUUACAAUUACAAUUCAUACAGAUGUCACAGAAACAACAACAGAAGUUACAACAGGUAUUCAAGAGGAACACAGUACUAGAUACCAAGAUAUGGAAAAACUGGCUACUGCCCCAGAUUCUACAGCAGUGUUUUCAAAGUUACCUUUGACACCUGAACAUGACUUAGCUGAGGAAGGAUCUGCAUUUGAAGAGAAAUAUGCAACUACAGAUGCUUUGGGCCCAGGUAUGAAAAUAACAAUUAAUGAAACAGGCACAAAGUCCGAACUAUCUCCUGGAAUGGAUGCUGUCACUGAACAAAAGCUAAAAACUAUUGGGGUUCCUUCCACAAAGCCAAGCCUAGAAAGUGAACAUGGAGCACCUACGAUCAAAUCUAGAGGUCCCUUUCCUACAACUGUUAUUGCUCCUGUUCCUGAAAAAUCUACCCAUCUGGGAAAAGUAGAGUCUCUCACAACUCAUAGUCCGGAAGGUUCAGGAACAACAGAAGAAGUCAUAGGAACAGAACCUGUUUUAUUUUCAGCCAUUGCAACAAGUAAACCAACGGUGGUAAGUGGCAUGGCCACAACUACCUUUCCUGCAGUAGACAAAAUCCUACCUACUUCAGCAUCCAAACCUUUAAUAACCAAAACAAAGCCACCUUUAAUUGACAGGGAACCCGAUGAGGAUGUGGGCAUAGACGUACUAAUAAUUGAUGAAUCUAUUUCUCCUAUUAAAACCACCACUGAUGAUGAUUUUACAGGCAAGACGUUAGAGCAAGACAUCGACACAGAAUAUUUUACAUCUUCAAGUGUUACGGCAGUUGUACAGCCUACAGGACAACCCACAGAGGUUUUAGAGUCUCAGGAAGAGGCUCCUACUUCAGAUGCUGAUGUAGGGGUGGAAAACAGACCUGACAUAAAACUAAUUAUUGUUAGUAUCCCAGGCAAUGAUACAGAUCAAUUACAUGGUGUUUUGGAUCUGUUUGGUUACCAAAUUCAUCCACCUGAAGCAGAUGAAUCCCCUACAGAUGGUGAAUCCACACAUGAUGAACCCUGCACGGCAACCCCUAUUGACUCUGAAGAAAUAUUCAUUCUGGAGCCUUUCUACCCAUUUCCUGAGGAGGACGAAGAAGAAGACUGUGAAAAUACUACUGAUGUCACAACUCCCCCAGCUUUGCAAUUUAUCAAUGGGAAGCAGCAGGUGACUACUGCCCCUAAAGAUACAAAAGCUGAAGAAGCAAGGAGUGACCAAAUUGAAAGUUUAGCACAUUCCAAAAAUUUAACAUUUUCGCACAUCAAUGAAACAAACCUGCUGUCUGAGAACGAGCUGUCUGCCACAAUGCAGCCAAAUGAAUCCACUGAAAUGAUAGGAGAAGCUGUAGUUACACAAAAGCUAAUGGCAGAGUCCGCCGUGACAGAAUUUGUCUUCAGUGGGGAUUCAGAUGUUUCUACUACAGACAAAAUCCUUGAAAUAACAUCUCUACAUGCCCAAUCUUUAACAGACACAACAAAGAAAUUAACACAAUCUGAAACAGAUUUUAAUCAAAUCUUAAGUAAACACCCUCACAUUUUCUCUUUAAUUAAUACUGAACACUCAGGUGAUUUUACUGCCAACACUGAAUUAAAUAGUAAUGCCUUUUCACACACAAUGAUGACAACACUAAAAGAACAUUCUAAAAGUUUUUCUGCUACAACUUUUGCUCCAAAUGGGUUACAUCCUUCCACCACUGUACCCUUAGGCAUGGAAGAUAACACAAUGUCAGAAAAUGAAGUUUCUGUUUUACAAGAUGAUUAUAAAUCAACAGUUAGAUCUGAUGUACUUUCUUCUGUUAAAACCUCAUUGGAAGCAACCAGAAGUCCUAGUUCAAUGUAUAUUCUUGAAAGCUCUGGAAACUUUCAAGAAGAAGAUUCAGAAUCUGCAAGUGUGUUAGUAAAAACAGCAAGAACUACUGAAAAGAUUCCUGUUGGAGAAAUUUUCUCAGAUGUUAGCAAACAAAUUCUUACCAAAAGUACUCCAAGUGUCUCACAGCCUUCUCCUUCUUUGUAUGAAGAGACUACUUCUACACUUAAACAAACUUCCAUAGAAGCUAUUACUACUCAAUCUGUUACUGAAUUAAAUGCAGAAGAAGAGGAGAAGGAGAAGGAAGAGAGUAUGAGCACCAUUUCUUCAGCUGCUGAAUAUUCAACUACUGUUGAGACUGGAAAGUUGCUGUUCAGUAAUGACUUCAAGAACAUUACUGAUAAUGUCAGAGUUGUGAGCCAAGAAUCCAUAACCAUCAUCAAAACAAUAUCAGUGACAGACGUUCCACCUCUCAAAACUGAAGGGGCUGCAGAGAAGAGACUGCCUAUAGAUGAAGAAUCUGGGGAUGGAUCUACAGAUGAUUGGAGGAAUCCUGGCAGAAACAUACUUUUGGGGGGUCCCACAAGCAAAGUGGUAAGUACUGACUCCCCGUUUAUAGACCCAGGUUCUGGAGAAAUCGAUGUUAUCACUCAAGCUACUGCACUGACUUCAUUCCCAUUGAAGUCCGGACCUCGAAGCACUGACAAUCAGCUAAAGGAGAUAGACAUUCCUAGCACACAUACAUCACUUUUGAAAUAUGCAAUAACUGUUGAUCCUACAAUGCAAGUAUUAGGUAUUGAAUCACAUGGGGAGGGCAUGGAAACUAGAAUAGAAGGUGAAGUAUCAAAGAAUGUAACUGAUCACCAAGUAGCUCUACAACAUGAAUUAGAUACAACUGAAUUGUUGCCAUUAACUGAAAAGUCCAUUGUGGAAGCCACUGAAGAAGUGAUAACAUCUCCACCAGCAAUGGAAAAGAAAAUGGACUUAUUUGAAAUUAUUGGUGUUACAGCAUCUGUCACGCCUUUGACAAACAUUGCCCCUGACAUCAUUGUGACUCAUGGUGACAAAAGUAUAAAGUCAGUAACUGAAUCAAGUAAAAACACUAUAAUUUCUACUAGUACUUCUACAAUAUUAAAAGAUAACAUAGUUCCACAAGAAGGAAGCUCUGAAUUGAUAAAAAAUGAAACAAUGGAAUCUGCUCAACCAGAAAGCACACAGUACCUGUCUCCAACAACCUUUGCAGAGAAAAUUGGCAUUGUGGAUGUGGGUUCUGGAGAGGAAGAUGACAGAAGUGGUGUGGUACUAAUUCCUCAUGAUCCAUCAGAAAGAGUAAUUAAUACUAAAUUCCCAUUAGUCGAACAAGGUUCUGGAGAUGUAGGCUCUUUUACAGAUUCUCCUAUAAAAACAACAGUUUUAUCACAAUUGCUGGUAGAAAGACUUGGAACUCAAACAAUAAAAAAUGAAAGCAGAGACAACAGCAUGACGUCUAGGUAUCAGGUGUAUACAAAUGCACCUGCAAAGUUAGACAUAAGUAGUGCUACUAUGAUCAUCUCAGCAAAUACAGGAAUUACAAGAAAAGUCUCUAAUGUAUCAAGCAUGGAAGAGGAAACACCAGCUGAAUUGGAAACAAAAGCUUUUGCUACAACCAUCCCUUUGGAAGAUGAAAUGAAUUCUGAUGAAGAAAGUCCAGCUGAAACAUCAGAGGAAAUAGCACAAACACCUGCAGUGAAAACACAAGAAUCUUUUGUUAAAAGUACAGAAUCUAUAACUAAACAGCCAGGAAUUUCAAGUGGUUCUACAUUUACCCCAUAUGUAGAAGAAAUAAAAUCUGAUGUCUCUUCUGACACUGAAUCAUAUAAAACCCUCAUAACUAAGUCCAAAACAUUUCAAAACAAAGUUGUAAGCACUUCAUCAACCAUUGGAGAGAAAGAAGAAUGGUUGGUACAAAAUAUUUACCCUACUGAAGAUAGCCACAAACCUUUCUCCGUGUCUGCAAUGUAUAAACCAGAUAGCAUGGCAAUCAGUAAUGCUCCAUUGUUCUCUGAACAAGGCUCAGGAGAUGCAUUCUUCACUGUUCAAUCUACCACUGUACAAGUAAGUUCUGCUAUAUUAAAAGAAAGUGCAAACACAUUAAAACUUGAUAUUCUUCAUCCUAAGAGAUCAGAAGCAACUUUUGCAUCAGAGAAAAUAAAAGAAUUUCAUAGACACACCACUGAAUCAAAUGAAGAUCCUGACAGUGAAAUUAAAUAUCUGCACACUACAACAGAAGCAUUGCCUGCAACAGGUGACAAAAUAGUCUCUACUGCAUCCACCCUGGAUGUUCGAGUCACUGUCACUGAAGCAUCUACCAUGAGGCAACUCAUUCCUGAACAUUAUCAAAAGCAAGAGGAAGAAAAUACAGCAUCAUCAACAGCAGCUGUUACUGAUGAAAUUUCCAAAAGGCAAGCUUCUCAUGUGAUGAAACAUGAACAUGUAACUCCUGUUUCAGAAUUAUUGACUGGAACUCCUACUCUUAGAAUAGCUAAAACACCAAAAACCACCACAGAGCCCAACAUGUUGAGUGCAACAGGUCAUGAAAGUUCUGGGGAAGGUUCUGGCUGGCUGGACAUUAUAGGAAAACAUUCUGAAUCAUCUACCCAGUUGCCAAAAAUUGAAAUAACAUUUGCAUCUCAUACCCCUGGUGAAAAAUAUUCAGAGGUUGUGGACCCAGACAUAGCAGUGAAUGGAACCCAGGUGGCACCAAUAUCAUCACCCAUCCACAGAGAAGAAAAGAAAAUUCUACCAACCCUAGAUAGUGACCUUUCAGAGACAUUUGCAGAUGAAAGUUCCACAAACAGCUUAAAAGACUAUGAAGAACUUAUACCAAUUGUUGGUGACAAAAGAAAUUAUUCUGGAGAUAUUCCUAGCUUGAUUGAUGUUAUUGAAGCAGGCCAUGUACUAAUAUCUGAUGAAACAACAAUUAUAGAUGCCGAUAACUUGAAAUCAAAUAUUGAAGAUAUAAGUGGUCAGACGACUGUGGGUUCUGAGAGACGCCCAACACAUGGCAUUUAUACUUCAACCAUGGAAAUUCAGCCUACAACACCUGAUAUUACUUUAACUGAUGAUAAAUCUGACAGCUUUGGAGAUAGAAGUUCUGUAACCAGUAAGUUCAUAUACAGUGAACCCAUAAUAUCUGAACAUACAGUAACAUCAGAUGAUGGGGGUUCAGGAGAUGUUUUACCUUUUACAACAGAAACUCCCAUCUCUCAAGAGCUUCCUAAAAUAGCCACUUUGCUUCCGACCACACCAUUUUUUAGCAGUUCUACCAUAUUGUCUCCAAUCAGCUCCGAAGUUGGUGAAAAGGACAAAGAAUUAGCACUUGAAACUAAAAAUACAGAAUCCAAAAAGAAAAUAGAAGACAAUUCUGAAUUACAAACAUUGUCAGACAACCAAGCAAUAGCUGAUGAAAGCGAAAUGGUUUCUUCCAGUGGGACUUUAGGAAAAGGACAAGUAGAAAUGGAUGAAAAGAAGCAUGUGGCUCCGUCCCCUACACCACCAUACCUAUCUGUUAAAACAGGUCAAGCUUCCACAACACACAAGUCUGAAGAAAGCACUGUUGAUUUGCCACUUGUCUCCCAAAGCCUAACGAAGUCUGAAAAAACAAGCCAGGUCACUUACAAAGGAAUGAAAACUGCAGCUACAGAAUCAAUAGAAACAGAUCCAGAAAAAUUCCUUCUUGUAACUAAAACACCAAAAUCACCCGUGACUGUCUAUUUACUCAAUGGUGUUUCUGAGUACCCUGAAGUAUUCAUGCCAGGUACUCCAUCAACAGCUGAUCCUGACAAGCACACUUUGUCAGUGGUUCAAACUUUUAAAGAAGCUAGUGCUGACAUUGCAGCGACUUACAAACCUGACCUGAAAGAGCCUUCAAAUGUUGCAGAGUUUCCGUUAGCAUCUUCUCCCAAGCUGGAAUUAGGGGGCAAGAUCACAGAAAGCACAACUAUUUCUCGUGGGCAUUUAACAGAAAUGAAAGAAAAGCCAACAGAGGUGAUGCUGAUUUCUGCAGAAGAAACCACUAUUUCCAGGGAGUCUUUUUCAAAAGAAGCUGAACUGAUAACCUCUAAACAUCCAGGCACUGAAACUGUAGAAACUAGCUCAGAGGAAGAAACCUCUCCUGACAAAGUGAAGGAGCUAAAUCAGUUAGAUGAAAAUAGUGCGGAGGGAGACUUGCCCUGGGUACACACCACGCCCCCAUCAGUUCCACAUGAGAGUAAAACAGGUGGAGUAUUUGGUGUUGAUGGGGAAGUUGAUGCCUGGCCUAUUUCACCCCCACCAUCUAUGGAUACAACUGGGGAACCCCAGACUGUGCAGAAGGAGCCAACAACAAUUUCUUCUAAUGCUGCAACAAAAGGUCCAGGCCCUGAAAAUAUUCCUGAGUAUAACAAGCAGACACAGAACAUAGAGGAUAUAACCACGAAUGAACUUGUAACUCUGCCAUUUUUACUUCUGGAUGUUACUAAUGGAUCAGAUUUCCUGAUUGGCACAGGUGGGGGUUCAGUUGAAGGCACAGCAGUUCAGAUCCCAGGCCAAGAUCCAUGUAAAAGCAAUCCAUGUCUGCAUGGGGGCACUUGCUAUCCACGUGACUCUUUCUACAUCUGCACUUGUAUGCCGGGUUUCAGUGGUGACCAGUGUGAAGUAGACAUGGAUGAAUGUCAAUCCUGCCCUUGCAGAAAUGGAGCCACAUGCAUUGAUGGUGUCAAUACAUUUACUUGCCUUUGUCUUCCAAGCUAUGUUGGGGCUCUUUGUGAAAAAGAUACUGAAACCUGUGAUUACGGGUGGCACAAGUUCCAAGGACAGUGCUACAAAUACUUUGCCCAUCGCCGCACAUGGGAUGCAGCUGAGAGAGAGUGCCGUCUCCAGGGCGCCCAUCUGACUAGCAUCCUGUCUCACGAAGAACAGCUCUUUGUGAACCGUAUAGGACAUGACUACCAGUGGGUUGGCCUAAAUGAUAAGAUGUAUGAAAGUGACUUCCGCUGGACUGAUGGCAGUGUGCUGCAAUAUGAAAACUGGAGACCAAACCAGCCAGACAGUUUCUUUUCUUCUGGAGAAGACUGUGUUGUUAUAAUUUGGCAUGAAAAUGGACAGUGGAAUGAUGUACCAUGCAAUUAUCACCUCACCUAUACCUGCAAGAAAGGAACAGUUGCCUGUGGCCAGCCACCAAUUGUAGAAAAUGCCAAGACAUUUGGGAAGAUGAAGCCUCGUUAUGAAAUCAACUCAUUGAUCAGAUACCACUGUAAAGAUGGUUUCAUCCAGCGCCAUGUUCCAAUCAUCCGAUGCCAAGGCAAUGGACGAUGGGAUUUGCCUAAAAUUACCUGCAUGACUCCAUCCUCAUUCCAAAGGACUUAUCCUAAGAAAUAUUAUUAUAAACAUUCUUCACCGGGAAAGGGAAACUCAUUAAAUUCAUCAAAACAUUUUCAUCGUUGGAUCAGGACAUGGCAAGAUUCGAGGCGCUGAAUGCACUCUGGUGGAAGCGGGACGUUCGCCACACCAGCCAAAGUCCUAACUUACUGUGCCUUUUUUUUUUUAAAAAAAAAAAAAAUCAAUUAUAGGAGUAUUACCAAGCAUUUUUGGGAAAAACUUAAGGACCUCAGUACUCACAGCACGUAUCAGUGAUUGCUACAAAUGUGG